Molecule: messenger RNA, 738 nt
Organism: Penicillium alfredii
Lineage: Eukaryota; Fungi; Ascomycota; Eurotiomycetes; Eurotiales; Aspergillaceae
Product: C40 family peptidase
Exons: 2
Coding region: 1-738 (245 amino acids)
Source: RefSeq, a predicted model, not a curated record
AUGCACUACAUCUCCCUCGUUGCUGUCACACUGGCUGCCGCUCUCCCUGCGGUUAGUGCCUACCCCAUCGAAGCCGACAGUGUCCACUGCCGCUCGGGUCCCGGCACCAACCACGAGGUUGUCAAGUCCUACAAGAAGGGCGAAGACAUCAAGGUGACCUGCCAGACGGCGGGCGAGGACAUCAACGGCGACAAGCUGUGGGACAAGACGUCGGACAACUGCUAUGUGGCCGACUACUACGUGAAGACAGGAACCAGCCAGUACGUCGUGGACAAGUGCCCUAGCCAGGGCGGCAAUGACGACAACAACGGCGGAGGCAACAGCGGUGGCAGCGGGUCAGGCAAGGGCAUCGUCGACGCCGCCGAAAAAGAAAAGGGCCUGCCAUACGUCUGGGGCGGCGGCAACUGCCACGGACCCACGCAGGGCGGCUUUGACUGCUCAGGUCUCACGCAGUACGCUGUCUGUCAGGCGCUGAAGAAGGAGAUCCCCCGCACCGCGCAGACGCAGUACCAGUCGAAGCUGGGCAAGCAUAUCCCGCGUGCGCAGGCCGAGGAGGGCGACUUGAUCUUCUGGGGCAAGAACGGGGAUUGUACCAACGGCGUUGUGCACGUCGGUAUCUUCAUUCGCGAUGGGCUGAUGAUCAAUGCUGCGCACACCGGUACCCCUGUGCGCGAGCAGAAGAUCUGGACCUCGUCUGGUGGCGAGGAGAUCUGCCCCGAUGCCGUGCGAUUCACCUAA